Molecule: messenger RNA, 2244 nt
Organism: Henningerozyma blattae CBS 6284
Lineage: Eukaryota; Fungi; Ascomycota; Saccharomycetes; Saccharomycetales; Saccharomycetaceae
Gene: TFC6
Product: transcription factor TFIIIC subunit TFC6
Exons: 1
Coding region: 1-2244 (747 amino acids)
Biological process (GO): transcription by RNA polymerase III
Cellular component (GO): transcription factor TFIIIC complex
Molecular function (GO): protein binding
Source: RefSeq, a predicted model, not a curated record
AUGCUUCCUGUAAAGAAAAGAAGAGGCCGCCCACCAAAAUCAAAAAACAUAGCUAAUAGCUCCGUAGCUGUCAACAAUGCGAAUGAAAACAUAAUUGAAAACACAUCAAAUAAUCCUGUGGCAAAUGAUAUGUUAAAUUUAGUAGCAACAGCGGUCGAUAAGGCCUCAAAAUCUACAAAGCGCCCUAAGAGAUCUAAUUCCAAAAAAUCUAUUGAUCAAUACUUUAGAACUACCCCAUCAUUUGACAUCCUAGGCAAUGAUGAAGCCACUUCCAUUCCAGUUUCACAAUCAGCUUCAAAUAUACCAGGUGUAGAUACGACACAUGAGAUAGUUACAGAUGAUAAUGAAAACGAUGAGGAUUUCGUAAUAAUUGAGGAUUAUGUAGAUGAUGAUAAGGAUUAUAUUGCUAAUGAAGAAGAAGAUGUUGCAAUGGAAUUAGAAGAUAAUAAUGACGAUACGGACUAUACAAAUGAGCUAGGAGAUGAUGCAAAUUAUGACGAUAAUGAUAUUCAAACUGAGAAAAAACCUAAGCGCAAAAAUGCAUCUACAAAAGAAAAAUCAACUAGCGCUAAAAGACCAUACAAGAAGCGUACCAAAAAGGAAAUAGCACCAACACCUAUUCCAAUUUCCACUCCAGAUUCUACACUAGAGAAGAAAGGACGUAUUAUAAGAGCAUUGAAGGAUUUAUCGUCUGCAAGAGAUAAAAUUGAAAGAAUGUAUGGACUAAAUCGAGACAAAUUACUUAAUUUAGCAAAGAUUAAAGAAGGGUUUGAAACAAGCUUAUUCGAUUUUCCUUCGAGUAAUAUUCAAAAAGAUUCGAGAUUUUAUGUGGAAUGUAUUCCUCCAUGUGCUCAAGAAGAUAUUACAAAUGUUCUAAUUAAUGAUGAUACAAAAAAAACACAAUAUCAUGAGAUUACUGAUGAGAUAUAUCGGGACCUAUUCCAUAGUAGAGUUGAACCUGUAUCCGUAGAAAUUGGUGAUGUCAGUUAUGACCUUCAAACUGAUGAUUUAGCUCAAUUUCCUAUUUUCCCAAUUGAGCCAAGAACUGGGUUUCUUUAUAAUAUUGGCGGUAUGGUCACUGAUAUGGUUUGGUUACAUCAAAAAAUAGAUAACGAACAGCAAUACUUAGCUGUAUCAACAUCUCAGUACUUUGAUAAACCUUUAGAUAACCAUUUACGUAUGUUUCAUGGCCAAUCACAUGUGUCUACAAUUUCAAUAUUUCGACUGAAUAUCAAAACUUUGGAAUUCAUUAAGUUAUACACGGUGAUAAAUCCUUAUGGUGAAGCAUGGAAUCUGAAAUGGCACGAAGGUUAUAAUAAUCCUUCUAACCUAGGCUUAUUAGGAUUUGUGUGUCAAGAUGGAUCAGUAAAAUUCUUGGAGAUCCCGAAUAUCACAGACUCCAUGAAUACAUCUAAUAAUAACGGUAAUAAGAAUGGGAAAAUUAUUUUUUGUGAAUCUCCAUCUAUAUCAAUGUCAUUACCUAAUACAUUAAUUACUUGCUUUGAUUUUUUAUCACCCACAACUAUCAUUUGUGGUUUCAAAAAUGGUUAUAUUGCUGAAUAUGAUUUAAGGGAUCCUCAAAUACCUUCAUAUUAUAAACAAAUCCAUGAUUCAUACAUUAUCAAUAUUGUUGCUGCUUAUUCGGAAUUUGAACCAUUGGUAGUCAGCACAGUUUCUGUGGAUGGAUAUCUCUAUCUAUUUGAUCCAAGGUCAAUUUUUACUACAAAGACUACUGUAACACGGUUCCGUGGUAGCAAUACUAUACCAAUAACUUAUAUUCCUCAACUAUACACACUACUUCAUUCUGAUGGAGCAAAUUCGCUUAAAUCCGUUCCACCUAGGACAGUGUUUGCAGUACAUCCUGUGUCAUUAAUGGAAUCAACUAUUACAUCAAUAAGUGGUUCAAGACUGCAUCCUCUAUCGUUAACUAGUACUGCUGACGGUAUGCUAAUUAUCGAUAACAUAACUAGAAGAUAUUUAACAACUAUAAAGAAUACAUCAAGUACUCAUAAAUCAUUGAGAUUGUGGAAGUGGGACUAUAGCUCAAAACAAAAUAAGUAUAGGCUAGACUUUAAUUAUACCAAAUACCAGUUGAAUGUUAAUGAUGUCAGUAAAAUUCACCUAGAUCCUCAAGGUAUAAAUAUAUGCUGUGUGAAAUGGAAUGAAACAAAUAUUGCGGGAAAGUUUUAUGCUUUUGCCAAUAGUGCAGGCAUUCUUACUGUUGAACGUCUAGGUGAAGAAUGA